Messenger RNA from Sebastes umbrosus (honeycomb rockfish), 624 nucleotides. Its product is annotated as protein S100-A1-like. Lineage: Eukaryota; Metazoa; Chordata; Actinopteri; Perciformes; Sebastidae. Bases 124 to 462 code for a protein of 112 amino acids. The transcript is spliced from 3 exons. The record is from RefSeq and is a predicted model, not a curated record. Gene Ontology annotation, molecular function: calcium ion binding; transition metal ion binding.
CUGAUGGCACCAUCAGAGGGAAGAGCCAGAUUUUAUCUGGAUUUGCAGCACUAUAAAAGUCAUGAGAUGAAGGUGAAAGUCAUUUCUCCUUCUUGAGAUCUUCUGAUCUUCGUUAACGGCAUCAUGACGUCAUUCUGCACAAUAGUAUAUGCGCCGAGUAAACUGGAAGAAGCCAUGAACAUGCUCCUCGGAGUGUUCGAGAAGUAUGCUGUAAAACAUGGCGACAGGUUGCAACUGAGUGGAAGCGAGAUGAGGAAUCUGUUCCGCGAAGAGCUCCAAGAACUCAUGAAGGAGGCAAGCAAUCGCCCUCAAAAAUUUGGGGAGAUCUUGUCUUCUCUGGACAAGAAUCUGGAUGGCCAAGUGAACUUUGAAGAGUUUGUUUCCAUGGCCACCAAGCUCAUUAUGUGCACCUCCUCCUACUUUGAUAAGUACGGUGGUGAUCUUAUGUGUGGUUAUGAAUAGAAAGCUCUAAAACUAUAAAUGUGAACGAGUUAAAGAUUGGUUAUAUACUCACAUUUGACACCUGUGAUUCAAAGUACAGUCACAAAGACUCCAGUUGCAAGCUCAACUUGUUCUGUCAGUAAUUUGAUCUGAAUAUUAAAGAUGAACUCUCAAAUUAACUCA